AUGGCCCUCCCUACACCCUCUUUUGACGGUAUUGGCAUUGCCAACCUGCCCAACCAGAGGCAUAAGAUUGUCGCAAAACGUGGUGCCCACUUCACCAUUAUGGUUGUCGGCGAGUCUGGUUUGGGAAAGACCACGUUGAUCAACACCCUCUUCUCGACUGAGCUGUCACCCCCUAAAAACUACAGCAAACGUCACUUCAAGCAGCUCGACAAACUGACCGAAGUUGAAAUCAUCAAGGCUGAGCUUGAGGAGCGUCAGUUCAAAGUCAAGCUAACCGUCAUCGAUACCCCUGGAUUCGGAGACUAUGUUAACAACCGUGACUCCUGGCUCCCUAUUGUCGAAUUCAUUGACGACCAACAUGAAGCGUACAUGCGUCAGGAGCAGCAGCCGCAGAGACACGAGAAGACUGACCUUCGUGUGCACGCUUGCCUCUACUUCAUUCGCCCCACCGGCCACACCUUGAAGCCUCUGGAUAUCGAAAUCAUGAAGCGCCUUGGAACCCGCGUCAAUUUGAUUCCAGUCAUCGCCAAAGCCGACACCCUCACCCAAAACGACCUCCAUACCUUCAAGCAACGGGUUCGCGAAGUGAUUUCUGCGCAAGGCAUCCGCAUUUACACGCCACCUAUCGAAUCCGACGACGAGAACGCAGACCACGCCCGUGUCUUGAUUGAUGCCAUUCCUUUCUCCAUCAUUGGUUCGACUGAAGACGUCAGGACUCCUGAUGGCCGUGUCGUCAAGGGUCGUGAAUAUAUUUGGGGUGUUGCCGAAGUUGAGAAUGAGGACCACUGCGACUUCAAGAAAUUGCGCUCCCUCCUCAUCCGAACACACAUGUUGGAUUUGAUUUCAACGUCGGAAGAGCUCCACUACGAGAACUACAGGCAGGCACAGAUGGAGACUCGCAAAUUCGGAGAGGCCAAGAUCAGGAAGCCUGACAACCCCAAGUUCAAGGAGGAGGAAGAACAGCUGAGGAAGAAGUUCACCGAACAGGUCAAGGCUGAGGAAGCGAGAUUCAGGCAAUGGGAGCAGCAUUUGAUUGCCGAGCGUGAUCGCUUGAACAAGGAUCUCGAGAUGGCGCACAGCGCUAUCAAGCAACUCGAGGCUGAGUUGGAGAACCUCCAAGUUGGAUACGGCCGCAGCGGCACCAACAGACGAUGA
Messenger RNA from Psilocybe cubensis, 1155 nucleotides. Its product is annotated as Septin-like protein spn4. The transcript is spliced from 7 exons. Lineage: Eukaryota; Fungi; Basidiomycota; Agaricomycetes; Agaricales; Agrocybaceae. Gene Ontology annotation, cellular component: microtubule cytoskeleton; septin ring; septin complex. Gene Ontology annotation, molecular function: GTPase activity; GTP binding; molecular adaptor activity. The record is from RefSeq and is a predicted model, not a curated record. The coding region runs from base 1 to 1155 and encodes 384 amino acids. Gene Ontology annotation, biological process: cytoskeleton-dependent cytokinesis.